CAUCUAUCCUGAAUUGCCACUGACGUGUGAGCCCCUCAGACCUAGUCAAGAAGAAAGAUUUAUACACCAUAACCCUCACCAUCCCAACCACCUACAAUCUCUCAUCCAUUCCCACACAUCCAAAACCAUACAGCGCCCCAUCACAAUCAAUCCAGCACUACUUUUUAUCAAACAAAAUGCCCCUCUUCCAUCACUCAAGUUCCUCCGACCGGAGCAGCAUCGACGACCCGAACACCACAUCUUCCCGGCGCCGCUCCCGCCGCUCCUCUGCCUCUCACUCAAAUCACUCAAAUCACUCCUCUUCCUCUUCCCCCUCCUCCCAUCGCCACAGCCACUCUCUCUUCGGAAGCAGCAGAAAGAAUGAAGACCAGUCCGUUUUCGCCGCGAAAGAACAAGUCUCGCGCGCAGAGGCAGCAGAACGCGAAGCCGACCGGGCACUGAUCGCUUCUCGACGGGCAGUGCGUGAAGCCAGAGAGCAUGUGAAGCGGUUGGAUGAGGAGGCAAGAGUUGAGGCGCGCGCAGCGAAGAUGAAGCAGGACCAGGUGAAGUCUAUUACGAAGAGGGCAAAGCCGCUAGGCAGACAUGCAUGAGCUGUCGCCCAUUGAUAUGGAUACC
Messenger RNA from Aspergillus sclerotioniger CBS 115572, 615 nucleotides. RefSeq lists its product as uncharacterized. The transcript is spliced from 3 exons. Bases 177 to 590 code for a protein of 137 amino acids. NCBI's taxonomy places the organism in Eukaryota, Fungi, Ascomycota, Eurotiomycetes, Eurotiales, Aspergillaceae. The record is from RefSeq and is a predicted model, not a curated record.